UGGACUUCAACUUCCAGAAUUCUCCAGCUAACAUGCUAGCUGGGGAAUUCUGGGAACUGAACUUCAUAUAUCUCAAAGUUGUCAAGAUUGGAAUGAAUUGGAGUAGGCAAUUCAUCUGGUCCCUUCCAGCUCUACACUUCUUGGUUGUUUAUGAUUUCAAAUGUCUUGCAAUACAAUUAUUAAUCCCCGGGGAAUGAAACCUAAAGAAGAGGUGUGGGGGCACUGUACUGGGAGGGAAGGGCAGAGAAAGAAAGAUAUGGGGCUUGAUGAAGACUUGCCAAGAAAGCUACUGUUUCUUGGUUAACUUUUCCCUCCCGUGGCACUCUUCUGCUCUUCGGAACGAGCUAAGACGGGCAGCUACUGAUCUCUUUUGAGUGGCGUUAUUUUAAUAGGCGCCCAGCUGAGGGCUUCUUAGGAGCUAGUCCUGAUGCCUACCUGCCUCCUCGGGAGGACUCAAUAAUUCAGGCGGCAGCUGGCAAGAGACCAAGCUUCCCUCCCCUCCCCUCCUCUCCCCCACUCCUGCCGCCUCCUCUUCGCCUGCCCUCCCAUCGCUACCUCCAGCCUCCCCUAACGCAGCCAUGAAGGAGAGUUGAGCUCUGCCACCUUCAGUUGCUUUUUGCAGCGCAGGAAGUUGGCACCGGGCAGCUCUUGCUGCUAAGGGGAUCCCGCGGGACUGAAAAGAGGCAAAGACAAAGGGGGGGAAUCCAGAGGGAGAGUUUUUCUUGUGGGAGGUAGGAGGCUGUGUGACUCCCGGACUUCGUGAUGGACCCCAAGGAACGGAAGAAAAUCCAGUUUUCUGUACCUGCGCCGCCCAGCCAGCUGGAUCCUCGUGCUGUGGAGAUGAUCCGCCGUCGGAGACCAACCCCAGCUUUGCUUUUCCAGCUUUCAGAAACUUCCUCCCCCGAUGAAGCAUCCCCAUAUCAGAGAACUCUGGGUGAAGGAUACCACCUUAAAAACAAAAGGAAUGCCCCCUGUGUCUACACACCCCCUUCUCUUAAAGCUGUGCAACGCCUCGCACAAAGCCAUCUGGAAUCCAAUAGUUCCUGGAUGGAUGAAGACUAUGCUGAAGAAGAGGAAGAAGAGGAAGAGGAAGAGGAGGAGGAGGAGGAGGAAGAAGCUCAGGAUUCUGAUGACACUGUGAGGGAGAUGACUGGCUUGUAUAAACCAGGAGAAUCCCAGGGGCAGGGUCCAGCUUCCAAGGGAAGACUGCUAAGACAGUGCACUGUCUUGGAAAAUAAGCCCAAGGAAUCUGAGCAUCCAGUCUGCCCAUCUCUCUCCAAAUCCCAGAAACGGAAAGGUAAAUGUGGGUGUUACAAUGUAAAGAGGGAUUUAUUGCUGGAGGAUGUAAUCAAAGGUAUGAGUAUGGUCAUGGUCAUUUUCAUUCUCUCUCUUUCUCUUUUUCUCUCUCUCUUCCAUAGCCAAAGAGGUUUUCACAUGUCUUUGAAAGAUAAUAAAAACUUACAGAAAAUUAGCAGUCUCCUUUACAGGCAAUCUGUUCCAAUGCUUUUAAUCUCUGUCCAUUUUCAACUCUUGCCUUCACAGUUGAAGGCACAACAGUAAACUUUCUGAGAGAGAAAGAUAGAACUUGUGAUAAGCAUAAACAUUUUGGUGGUCUGGAUGAUAAUUUUAACUUCCCCUUCUACUGUGGUAAAUGUAAGCCAGUGUUUCUCAAGUUCAGGAUUUUUAAGUUAGAUGUACUGGGGAAUUCUGGGAUUUUAAGUUAUAUAUUAUAUUACUCCACAAGUGUGAUUUUGUUUAUUUGAUGGUUAAAAAAGUGUGAUAUGUGAACUUAGCAGUAAAAGUUUAUAAUACGGAGUGGCUGCCAGACCUCAAAUUCAGUAGUUGCUAUGUAACAAGUUAGGAGAUUCUGCAGAGCAGAAGAGUUUUCUCACCCAAAGCUUUGCGUCCCCAUGAAUCAAGUAUUUUCAUCAUUUGGUAAAGCAAUCUGGGUACACUAAUAUUCCACUAGAAUUCUUACCCAGAAUGGCAAUUGGCCAUGCAGGUUGGGAAUUCUGGGAGUUAAGGUAAAAUACCGUACUUCUGAAAGAAGUUUCAUGUGGGCAAAGACUGAUAAAGUCCUUCAAUAAGGUGCUUUCUUUUUGCUUUUCUUUCUCAGGUCCCAGGGAUAUGUUUUUAUCUGUUACAGUACUGGUUUUUCAAAUGGUCUUCUGUUCAUUUAUAAAAAUGGGUGAUGUGCCCAUACAAAAAUAUGUUGGAUUCUUCUAGCACUACAGUUAACUUUUGGGAGAAAUCACACUUGUUUCUGGGUAUCAUUCAUACUACCGAUAGUUCUCUAAGACAGCGUUAGUAGCCUUUCAGAAAAACAGAGCUCCAGAAGUACUUAUAGAGAGGGCACUGAGUGGUUUAUGUAAAUACUCACGUGACAACUGAAAGAACUGCAAUUCUGGAUGAAGGUCAAGGAUUCAACCAAGUUCCAGAAGUCUUAAUGACAGUACAUGGACUAGGGACAGAGCUGACUGUUAGUGGACAACAUUUUUCCCAGAAAUUGAAUAGAAUUUUCUUCCAAUCUUCACAGUCAACAUACAGCUGUUGGAUGGCAGAAUGGGACAAUUGGCCAAUCCAUCACAAUCAUUCAUCCUAGGCUGGCCUUCCAGUAAGGUUGUCCCCACUACUGGCCCCCCACCCCCUUAUUCUGGGUGAUUCACAGAGGGACACUUGUCCACAGCCACUUGGCUGUGAGGGACAAUUACUCAUCCUGUCAGCUAAUCCAUGUGCCAAGAGGUGGGCCUCUAUAUUGUCACUGGAUGUGGUGGUGCCAGGUGGGGUAAGCAGUAGACUUGGGGUCCAGACAGGGAGGGACAUGGCAGUUGCUGUGUGGGGCAAUCAGACCAUUCCUUUCUGCCAGUGCCUUCCCAAGAGCAGCACAGUCCCCUCUUAUCCCCAAAAGAAAGACUUGAGCAUCCCAGAGGAGCUGGUUGCAGAGCAAAGCUAGGCAGAAUGCAACAGGUGGCAGCAGUGGCAGAAGCCAUUGGGUGGAACUAAGCCUUCCAUUUUGGGGAUGGCAGGGUGCUAUGCUGCCCCCAGGAAGGCUUGCCUGGUGGAGGGGAACAGCCUGGUUGCUCUGCACAGCAACUGCCAUGUCCCCCACUUCCCCAGUGCCUGAGGGCACUGCUGCCCCACCCAGCACCACCAUAUCCAAUGGGAAGGCAAAGUCCAACUCCUUGGCAUGUGGAUUGGCUGCCAGGAUGCUUGGCUAAUUCUCUCUUACAGCCAGUUGGCUGGGGACAAGUGUCCCUCUGCAAAUUGACCUGGAUUCCUGGUUUCUGCGAUGAAAUGCAUGGUGUCUAGCAAUUCUCGAAGGCAAGCGGGCAUAAUGUUCCUUCAACCUGGCUAACAGAGUCUUCCAUGGCACAUCAUGGACCUUCUGCAGGGCAAGAAGGGCUCUGGCGGUUUUGAACAUCUCCUGUUCACAGACACUUAGGAAGAAGGCUAGCUUUCUAUCCCCGGGGAGCUCUUUGUAGUCAUUUGUGGCUAAGAAGCAGUCAAAAUUGUCUAAGUACAAGUCCCAUGUUUCCGUUGCCUGAUUGAAAGGCAUGAAUGUGGUUAGGGUGGCUAUUUCAGUGAGGAUGGUCCUCUGAGGCAAUUUUCGUAGUGCGACGUAUUAUCGCUGUGGCUCAGCUCGUAAACAGUGACAGCUCUUUUGUUAAUGACUACGUUUGACCUGCCGCCUCAGCCUUAAAUCCCACCUUCAUCGCCAGUGUCCAGUUCUCUGUACACAGCGGGUAGGAUUGAGGUGAGACAGGGUAACAGUUCAACAAACCAUUUAUUGUCUAACAAUAAUGAGCUAACAGUGACCCACUCUUAGGCUAACAACAAGUGUGAGCAAGCGGCUUCCCCGUUCUGACAGCUCUUUAUAUACAAGCUGUUAGACGGCUUAGCCAAUCAGGCAACAUCUUUCUCCUGCCAGAGGGUUGCCAGUAGGACAGUAGGACAGCCAAUUAGCCAGUAGGACAGCCAGUAGGACAGUAGGACAGCCAAUUAGACGUGCCUCUUCUGUCACGUGUUCUAUGGACCAAAUGUAACAGUCCUAGACUCUUGGAUGGAGGUACAAUGAUCCAAAAUACAAAGUCAACGUUGUACCAAGAUGUGUAAUAUGAAGAAUAUUGUACAGUGUAGAACAGCAGAUAGUAAAAGGACAGAAAAUUAUGGCUGAAUACAAUAGAAAUGAGAAUAAAUCCUAGGAAGAUAUAACGGAGCAGGCCAUAAUUGUCUCUGUGGAUGAUCAGUUCUAUGAACACAUAGGAAAGAAGUAAAGGCCAGCCCCAAAAAGACAACCUUAAAUAUGAGAGGUAAGUCUCAUAUUUAAGGUUAUCUCAUAGCUAAAGAUUUGAAUAUUUAUGGAUCAAAUCAGGACAAAUAUAAGUUAGCCACUGUGUUGGUUCAGCUCUCCUAAUGAGGCAGUUUAAUUGGAAAAUCCUGUGAGAAAAUAUUUUAUAUGAAGAUGCAAAAACUAAUGAGCAAAAAUCCAUAUGAUAAUCGCCACAUUUACCUGUAUAGAAAGGUCAUUCUUUGGAACAUAAGGAUAUAAUUGUAAAAAGACUAUUAAUAAGGUCCACACAGAGAUCAGAAACAUGGUGAAAUUGGCUAAUUGGCUGCAUCCAAAUGCAAAAUUAUUUGAGUUACCCAGAAUACCCAUCAUUUCCUGUAAAAAAGAAUUUGGUUCAUAAACCAUGUAUUAUUUGAUGACAGGUCAAAAUGGAAUAUUUAGUCUUAUUCCCAAAUAUUAAAGUCUGAUAUCUGUACAAAUCUUGAUAGUGGAAAAGGAUUAAAGCCACAAGAUGGUGAUGUAUACCAUAUCUCCAUUGGAGAGCUGCUUAAGUAAGCUGGUAAAUGAUGAAUAGGAAAGACCAUGUAUCAGUGGUGGGUUGUUACUGGUUCGGUCCGGAUCUUGCGAACCAAUAGUACCGGCGGCGGGAGGCUCCACCCACCCACCUGGACAUCAUCACGGAUGCUCUGCACAUGCGCAGAAGCGCCAUGUGCAAGCAAAGCAGGCACGCACAUGCACAUUGCAAAUCGGUAGCAAAGGUAAGUGGAACCCAUCCCUGUCAUAUAUAGUAUCAGAUCUGCUUUCUGUUCAGGAAAAGAAUCUGCCAUUCCUUUCUCUUCAGACUUGGCAGCUGGGGCCAUUCUCUGCUGUUAAAAAGAGAUCAAUUAACUGGAGACUCCAUUAGUGAAGUCCAUGAAUAUCCCAUGUUCAAACAUCCAGAUAAUACCUGAAAAGCAGGAGCAUCUUGUAGAAUUGAGUUUGACACACAUAAUGGAAUGAAACUACUAUCAAUCAAUUGCCUAGUAAAUGUGACCUAUGGAUUAAUUAUAAACAACUAUUUUUAAUUACAUUCUGCUUUUCUCAACAUGUGUGGGUGUCAUCUACCCAUGUAAAUGAAAGCAACCUUUGCCUUGAAGUGAGGACCCAGAUUGUUGGGGGCAAUAAAUUGACUUUGUAUAUAAAUAUACAAAUAGGAUGAAGACUAUUGCUAACAUAGUGUAAGCUGCCCUGAGUCUUCGGAGAAAGGCGGGAUAUAAAUGCAAAUAAAAAAAAAAAAGGGAGACCUUCUGUAUGUGACCUAACUUCCUGUGACACAAAUUUAGAAUAGAAUAGAAUAGAAUAGAAUUUUUUAUUGGCCAAGUGUGAUUGGACACACAAGGAAUUUGUCUUGGUGCAUAUGCUCUCAGUGUACAUAAAAGAAAAGAUACGUUCAUCAAGGUACAACAUUUACAACACAAUUGAUGAUCAAUAUAUCAAUAUAAAUCAUAACGAUUGCCAGCAACAAGUUAUAGUCAUACAGUCAUAAGUGGAAAGAGAUUGGCGAUGGGAACUAUGAAACGAUUAAUAGUAGUGCAGAUUCAGUAAAUAGUCUGACAGUGUUGAGGGAAUUAUUUGUUUAGCAGAGUGAUGGCCUUCGGGAAAAAACUGUUCUUGUGUCUAGUUGUUCUGGUGUGCAGUGCUCUAUAGCGUCGUUUUGAGGGUAGGAGUUGAAACAGUUUAUGUCCAGGAUGCGAGGGAUCUGCAAAUAUUUUCACGGCCCUCUUCUUGAUUCGUGCAGUAUACAGGUCCUCAAUGGAAGGCAAGUUGGUAGCAAUUAUUUUCUCUGCAGUUCUAAUUAUCCUCUGAAGUCUGUGUUUUUCUUGGAACUAAGGCAAAAGGAUCUACUUAAAUCCUUACGCGUAUGAGAAGAAAAACUGGUCUUUCAUUUUUCUUAAGGUAGAUGAUAAAAUAAAGAAGUACGUUUAUCAUACAGAAAAUGUGGAUAGAUUGCUAAGCAGGCCUUAAGCAGGUCUCCAUAUGAAUUCAGUUUUCUUUCUUCCUCAUCUACUGUGACAAAGUGUGGUUUAAUCUUAGAUUUGUUCUUUGUCAUAUCCACAACUGCAGAACCUGUCGAAAAUAAAAACUGGCAAUACUCCCUCCCCCAUUUGGAAUGGAUAGAAAUUUUCUUGCUUUUUCAAGUUGGGUGGUACAUCAUCCAAAAGCUGCCACAUGUUUUUUUUCUUACGAACUGCAGAAAAGCUGGAAUAUAAUGAUUUCUACUACAUAAGUGGAUAAACCGGAAUAAUAUCUAGGAUUAUUUAGAUAGUAUAUUGACUACUAACUAGUGGGAGACAUUACACAACCAUUUUUCAUCUUAUUAGUAUUUUUCAGAUUUAGGUAUUCUCUAUACAGCACCUAAAUUUCCCAAUAAGGGAAAAAAAAACCUUGUUGUAUAGUGCCUCCUAAUGGUCAGUAGCUAAUAUAAUCUCUAUAGAAACAAACUUCUAAGCACGAGCAUGUAGAAAAAGCAGAGAUGUAACUGCAUAGCUUCUAUACAUUUAUUGAUGAAUUCGCUUUAUGAAAUUCAACAGCUCUCAAAAUUAUAGAAGCUGUCUUGUGCAGGAUGUAAUAUUCUCAGGGAGAAAGUUGAAAGGAUAUGCUGAUGGUUCAAAAUCCAGAACCAUCUGGAUUUGUCUUUAUGAGAUCAUCGGAUGAUAAAAGGAAGGUUGAUCUGAAAAUGCUGGUUGGUGAUAAUCAUGCAGGAUUAGUGAUAAUCAUGCAGUUCUCAGCAAUGCAAUAAAAGGUCUUCACAAGCAAAGGAGUCAUCAUCAUAGUGAGAGAUUACUUGGGAGAUUCUUUUAGUAGACAAUAUAAUAAGUUUAAGAUAGAACUCCUGAUGCCAUAGGGCCUAAUACUGGGGUUAAUGGUGCUGACAAUAUAAAAUAUUGUAUAUAAAAUAUACAAAAAAUAUUGUUCUUUGAGAAUAAUCCAAACACUUAUGCUAACGUGGUUAUCUAAAGGAAAUGGGGAAAACCACAUCCAGAAAUAUUUCUUGCAAGUAUGUAGUUCCCAUGAAAAUAUUUUCCUUGGCUGAAGAAGAUUCCAAUGCAGGCUCCAAGCAAGUAUGUGAUUACAGAGAUCUGUAAUCUCUGUGGCUCAACUCCCCUCAACUAAAGACUUAAUUUCUACAGUUACGAACGUGAAAAACAUUAGCCAGAAUACCAAUAGGGCUAAUCAGGGGACUGCAAAGCUUUGCUGGCUGAGGAACUCUGGAAGUUGAAGUCUACAAGUCUUAAAAGAGCCAAGUUUGCAGAUCCCUGGGCUAAAUGAAUAGGAUCUUUGGAGGGCCAACAAGACUUAUCGUAACAGCUUCUAUGACCAGCCCAUCUCUGUAGAUCCCAGGGUAGGGCUUACAUGUUGAUCCGCUAAGGCUGCUGGGCCUGAGAAGCUGAAUUUAACAAAUGCAUCUUCAGCCACAAAAAUUUAAAGUUUUACCUAUAAGCUAGAAACUGAUAUUUUUUUUUGUCUGCUGAAAGCAAGAUUUUAGAAUAAUUCUAAUAAUUAUAUAGAGUAAUUAUGACUGUAGAACAGCAUGCAUAUCACUGGUUUCACAUAUUGUGCUACACAUGAUUUACCAUGUAUUACAUGUAAGCCCAUCCAUAGAUAAGCCGAUUUUCAUUUUUUUAAUUAAAAUACCAUGAAAAAUGUAUGUAUCCACAGAAAAGCCAAACUCUCAAAAUGUUGGUAUGUUUUAAUGUUGACAAUUGACUUAUAUUCCAUUUGUCCAUAUUUUAUGUAGUUUGGUGAAAAAUUCAAGGGCUGACUUAUCUAUGAAUGACUUACA
Molecule: messenger RNA, 8111 nt
Organism: Ahaetulla prasina
Lineage: Eukaryota; Metazoa; Chordata; Lepidosauria; Squamata; Colubridae
Gene: PPP1R1B
Product: protein phosphatase 1 regulatory inhibitor subunit 1B
Exons: 7
Coding region: 763-1560 (265 amino acids)
Biological process (GO): intracellular signal transduction
Cellular component (GO): cytoplasm
Molecular function (GO): protein phosphatase inhibitor activity
Source: RefSeq, a predicted model, not a curated record